Messenger RNA from Onthophagus taurus, 529 nucleotides. RefSeq names its product Pdrg1 prefoldin-like subunit (gene Pdrg1). NCBI's taxonomy places the organism in Eukaryota, Metazoa, Arthropoda, Insecta, Coleoptera, Scarabaeidae. The record is from RefSeq and is a predicted model, not a curated record.
UAACCAACAGAACAACUUCACGUUUAUUUUUGAAGUUAACCUAAAAUAAUGUCUGGGGAUUUAGAUAAAUCUAUUAUUUAUCUUACAGAAGUGGAAAAGUUAGGACAGGAUAUUUUAACACAAAAAGAAACAAAAUUGCAACUCUCCAACGCGCAAAAUAAAUUCAGAGAAGCGUAUAGGGCUUUACAAGAUUGUCAUGAACGAAAAACUUGGUUAAAAGUCGGAUCUGUUUACGUUCAAUUACCUGUUGAGGAAUGUAGAGGUAUUUUAAAAGAAGAAAUAGAUAAAGUAACGAUCGAUAUAGAUAAUUUAUAUGAAAACAUAAAAGAUAAUGUUUCUAAAUUGCGGGAUUUAGAACAUUUACCAGGAAUUGAAGGAUUUCGGUUAAAACCAAUGACUGGGAAAGAAGCAGAUGCGAUCCACAAAGCCUACGGUUUUAAAUAAAACCAUGCAAAAAUACGGAAUAAAUUAUUAUAUUUGUUGAUUGAAUAAAUCAGCUACAUUUUUAGUAGGUUUUGGUAAAUUUGCA